AUGAAAAGGGGCGUGGCUGAAGCGGCAGCGAUUGUCAGUGGGCGGGGCUUGUCUAUGAGCCCCGUCCACGCCCCAGGCUUGCCUCGCUGUAUUUGCUGGGGUUCUCAAAGGUGGCCGCUCGCGCACGGCCGAGAGAUCCCGCACGAGAGCGCUCACUCUCAGCUGGUGUUGAUGGAGCCCUCCGAGCAGAAGCAGAAGUACUUUGAUCCAUGGCGUGACUACCUGGGCCUUGCAGACUUGGUCACAUCCAUGCGGAAAGCCAGCUUGAGAGUUCCACAAGUUCCCUCCGAGCAAGCUUCGGGGUUUGGUUGGAAUGAUUGGCCACCACCACCGGUCUCGCCACCUUCGUCAUCAUCGUCACCAUCUUCAUCCUCGUUGCAUAGUGGGAUCAUUGAAUGGCAAGUCUCUUCAGUUCACUUUUCACAUCCUGUGAGCCAUGAGCAUCAAGCAUCACCACCAAUCAGAGACUUGACGUCACCUGGUAGCAUUUCCUAUUCCUACUGGAUGUCAUUGCCAAUCAAACAGGGCAAGCAACGUUCAUGCAACCAUUCAGAAUCACCAGAUAACUUUUUCGGUAUCUACUGGAUGUCAUCGCCAGCCAAACGGAGAAAGCAUGUGGUCAGUAACUGCUCAACAUCACCCAGUAGCGUUUCUUCUUCCUCUCCAGAGGAGAAACAGCCCCAGCAGCAGCAGUGCGGGUUCUGCAGGCAUAACGGCGAGUCGGAGAGUGUGUUCACUUCCCACCGGCUCAAGGAUCGCAGCGGUUCCGUCAUCUGCCCUUAUUUAAGCCGGUACGCGUGCCCACAGUGUGGUGCCACAGGAGCACAUGCCCACACCCGCCGCUUCUGCCCCCUGGUGGACAGCACGUACAGCUCGGUGUACAACAAAUCAGGGGGAAAAGACAAAAAAAGGCAAAAAUAAAAAGAAAAUAAUGUGAGCAUGUGGGCGUUUCGCAAAGAGGUGGUGUUUUACAGAGCUGGAGUUCAGUUGGAUAACUUUGGCCCAAAGUUGAAGACUGUCCAAUGGGAAUGUCCCUCAGCUUGGACAGGCUUGACGUUAAGCUUAAGUCAUCUGGCUGACCUGAGAAAUCCUGCUUUGUGAAAGAUCCC
Colossoma macropomum (tambaqui) is the source of this 1109-nucleotide messenger RNA. It is a transcript of the gene nanos3, whose product is annotated as nanos homolog 3. Gene Ontology annotation, molecular function: zinc ion binding; mRNA binding. The record is from RefSeq and is a predicted model, not a curated record. The transcript is spliced from 2 exons. Lineage: Eukaryota; Metazoa; Chordata; Actinopteri; Characiformes; Serrasalmidae. Gene Ontology annotation, biological process: oogenesis; negative regulation of translation. The coding region runs from base 1 to 921 and encodes 306 amino acids. Gene Ontology annotation, cellular component: perinuclear region of cytoplasm.